Molecule: messenger RNA, 4808 nt
Organism: Balaenoptera acutorostrata (minke whale)
Lineage: Eukaryota; Metazoa; Chordata; Mammalia; Artiodactyla; Balaenopteridae
Gene: ZDHHC20
Product: zinc finger DHHC-type palmitoyltransferase 20
Exons: 13
Coding region: 139-1287 (382 amino acids)
Biological process (GO): protein targeting to membrane; synaptic vesicle maturation; peptidyl-L-cysteine S-palmitoylation
Cellular component (GO): Golgi apparatus; endoplasmic reticulum
Molecular function (GO): protein-cysteine S-palmitoyltransferase activity
Source: RefSeq, a predicted model, not a curated record
CCGCGGGGAGUGCCGGAGUAGACGGUGCUGCUGCCGCUGCUGCUGCUGCUGCCGCUGCUGCCGCCGCCGUCGCCGCCGCCGGGGGUCUGGCGUGCCCCGCCACCCCGGGCCGCUGAGUGCCGAGGCCGCCGGCGGAACAUGGCGCCCUGCACGUUCUGGCGCUGCUGCCAGCGCACCGUGGGCUGGGUGCCGGUGCUCUUCAUCACCUUCGUGGUCGUGUGGUCCUACUACGCGUACGUGGUGGAGCUGUGCGUGUUUACACUUUCUGGAAAUGGAGAGAACGGAAAGGCCGUUGUUUACCUUGUGGCUUUCCAUCUGUUCAUUGUUAUGUUUGUAUGGUCCUAUUGGAUGACAAUUUUCACGUCUCCCGCUUCCCCCUCCAAAGAGUUCUGCUUGUCCAAUUCUGAAAAGGAACGUUACGAAAAGGAAUUCAGCCAAGAAAGACAGCAAGAAAUUUUGAGAAGAGCAGCAAGGGACUUACCUAUCUAUACCGCAUCAGCUUCAAAGAGUAAGAAAAACAAAUCUUCAGCUUUUCUUCCCAAAGAAUUUUUAAAAUAUGCCGUCAGAUAUUGUGAGAGAUGUCAGCUGAUUAAGCCUGACCGUGCACAUCACUGCUCAGCAUGUGACAUGUGUAUCCUUAAGAUGGAUCAUCACUGUCCUUGGGUGAAUAACUGUGUGGGAUUUUCUAAUUACAAAUUCUUCCUGCUAUUUUUAUUGUACUCUCUAUUAUAUUGCCUUUUCGUGGCUACAACAGUUUUACAGUACUUUAUAAAAUUUUGGACGAAUGAACUCUCAGAUACACGUGCAAAAUUCCACAUACUUUUUCUUUUCUUUGUGUCGACGAUGUUCUUCAUCAGCGUGUUGUCACUUCUCAGCUACCACUGCUGGCUAGUUGGAAAAAACAGAACAACCAUAGAAUCAUUCCGUGCACCCACAUUUUCAUAUGGACCUGAUGGAAACGGUUUCUCGCUUGGAUGCAGUAAAAAUUGGAGACAAGUCUUUGGCGAUGAAAAGAAAUAUUGGCUACUUCCAAUAUUUUCAAGUCAGGGUGAUGGCUGCAGUUUUCCGACUCGUCUUGUGGGGACGGAUCCAGAACAAGCUUCUGUUUCAAACCACAGUGAAAAUACCAGAAGUAUUGGCUCAAAUCCACCCUUUCCUAUCAAACCGCUUAGUGAAUCAAAAAACCGCUUGUUGGACAGUGAACCUCAGUGGCUAGAGAAUGGAUCUGAAGAAGGUGUCGUCAGAUCAGGGACAAAUAACCAUGUAACAGUGGCAAUAGAAAAUUGAGUACCACUUGUUCAUAACUAACCAGUUGAAUAAGAGCAAGGUUUAUAAAAACAUUAUGGACGGAAUAUUUUCAGUUUUAUAUGCAAGAAGAUGAUCAAUGGAAUUAAAUAAUUGAAGUAUAAAUGAAGAUAUAUUUUUUAACAAAGGAAACCUUUGUACAGAUUGUUGGCUCCACAGAAGCACUACUCCAGAGCUGGAAGAUGCCUUAAUCUUAAAAUAGCCCAUUUGUUCAACACUGACUUACAGCUACAAAAGUGACUUAGUUUUACUUUGGAAAUAACAUUUACUCAUAAUAACGUAUUAUGAUAUGCUAUAAUAUGAGCUGUCAGGUCACAUGUUAACAUGGCGUAUGUAUUCUUUUGAUACCUGAGUUACAUUAUUAGAGUUGUUUCUUAGUAUCCAUAUAAAUUUUCACUCCAGAAACACAAGGUGAAAACUUGUCUUAAGUGAAGUACAUCUAGGUCAGUAUGGUGGCUGAAAGUGCUUGUACUGGGUAAGAAAAAGAAAAUAAUUGCUUUAAAAACAACUUGGUGUUUGCUAAUUUAUAGUUACUGUUUUAUACUUUUCAACAUUUUUACUAAAGAUUUUUUUUUAUUUUUGGCUAUAAAAUAACACUCAGAAGGAUUUAGAUACCUAAUCAUUUAAAACAUGGAGCAUAUUUGUAUAAUUCAUUGAAGGCUUAGUUCUAAGCAUUAAUUAAACCUUGUGCAGUGUUGUGCCCAAGGCUUAAAGAAAAUGUGGCAGUAUAAGAAAUUUUUUUGUUUCUCUCUGCUUUUAAUAUACUCUUUUGUUGAACUUUCAUGGGUAUUUAUACAGGUAGGGAAACAAAGGUUACGUGUGCUAUAGAAAUAUUGGACACAGUAGGAUUGGGUAGAAGUGGCUAGAAGAAAAGUAAAGCGAAAGACAAGCUACAGAAAGCUGCUAAAGUAUGUUUUCAGAGUGCUGCCUGCUGCUGAGUUGACUUUCAAAUUUCAAUUUAGGUAAUGACUGAAAUUUGCUUUGAAACUUUGUACAGUAAUCCUGUAAUAGCUUAAACAGCAACAUAAAAUACAAUGUGAACUAGGGUAAAACUGUUUAGCAUAACACUGCUCUCAAGAAGGAAAUUCUCACUUGAGUAGUCAUUCAGAACUUCCAUUCUCUGAGAGGUGGAUUCCACUCUUACAUGCAGGAUUUUAAAUCUGACUUCCUAACAGCAACCCCUUUCUGCCUAGACACUUAUCCCCCUUUUCCUUUUGAAAUCCAAUCUAAGUGACAGGGAUCGUUGCAUUAAUUCUAAAGAAAAAUACAGUGUCCUAUAGUGGAGAAACAAUAUACAGAUGUUACUCCUGCUUUAUACUCUGCUUAGUUAGCCACACACAAGCUAAAAUGAUUGCUUCCAGUAGUGGGUGGAGAUCAGUUUUAACCAGCGUCUGUAAAAACAUGUUAUAGUUUCCUUGUCUAUAAAUCAGGGUUGGGGAGAGGGGUGUUACGAAUGAUUUCGACUGGACGACCUUUAACAUUCUUCAAUUUCUAAUUUUGCACAGUACCUUACUUAACAUUCGUCCAACAGAUAUUUUUGGAGUUCUUUCCGGACGCCAAACAAUAUACUAGGGAUAGCUCUAUAAUCUCCUAAUGUAGCAUAAAUUUUAUAGCCUACUCUUCCAGGUUUAUAAUUUAUAGGAUGUCUAAUUCCAUGGGCUAUAUUGAUAUUAGAUGUUAAAAGAAAGUAAUUUUUUUCCCCUUUGAACUAGAGGAAUGAGUUAGCUUUGAAAAUAUAGUUUGGAAUACUAUAAUACAGCUUCUAUCUUUAUUUCAACACUGUAGUCUUAAUAAUCUUGAUUCUAGAAAACUUAUGAGAGUUAAGGGAUACCGAUUUACCAACCAGAAACAUCAGUGUGGCAGUUUUGAGUAUUAUAAGGAAAUAGUAAAUGUUUAAACGUAAGUGACUGCUUUCAGAACUGUCCUGGUACUUCUUGUGGGUAUUUUUACAUUUACGUCAAGAGGAUUUGCAUGCACCUGAUUAACAACUGAGGAAACUUAAUUUUCCCUUUAACCUAUUUGGGUGCUUUUGUGGUGUUUCUCUUUUUCAGUUCUUUCAGUAUCUGUUAACAUCAUCUUAAUAGCAUAGUAAACACCUUUUCAGGAAUUUUCAGCUAAAGCCUUUUAAUUUAGUUACCUUUGGUUCAAUUAAUUUAUGGCCAACAUUUGCCACGUUCUAAAUAUUUGGCUUCGUUUAGUUGUACAUAUUAAUGACUGUUCAGCAAGGGCCUACAAGUGGUAUGGGAAUCAGGGAAAGGCUGCCUCUUUGGUAUUUCUCUGGGAUUGAUUAGUGCUGCCAACCUUUGCAGAGAAAUGGUCAAAAUGAAGCCCUGUCAAAAUUCAUUAGUACUGUCUCUGUUCCUUCAGACACUUGAACAGUUGUGAUAUUUAAGGAAAAUAAAGUUGAAUUUCAGGUCUUGCCAUUGCCAUUAAAAACAAAUUAGACAGGAAACUUGGUUUGACGUGGGUACAAACUUACUUGAAUAUUCAGUACCUGAGGCAUCUGACCACUGUCACUGUGCCAAACCAAAGAGCAGCUACAGCUUAGUGGUCACUGAACUUGCACCGCUUACAUAGUAGAGUUUCAUCUUUGCAUAGGGAUGAUUUUUUAAAAUCCUUUUACAUAUUUAGUGGUUAUGAUCCAAUGUGUCAUAAGUUAAUUUAACUUAGUUUAAAUAUGCAAUGUUUACUUGAAUUUAUUUCUAUUAAUAGCAGAUUUUGACUGUAGGAUUUGCAGAUUUUUCAGUCAUGUGAGAUUUCCCUUCAGUCAUCUUUAAAGCAGAUACAUAUUAAGGGCUGUUAGGAUCUGCAUAUUUGGGGCGCUGAAAACACAAGUGACUUACAAAUAUGUUUUGCUUACAUUUUGUUCUAGGACUAGCACUGCUAUCAAUGAAAAGUAUUUUUAACUAAUCUAUUAGAGAAAUUAACCAUAUUUUUGCAUUUCAGCCAAAAUAAAGGCCGUAUCUCAUAUUCUGUAAGAUACAGCUAAUAUGUAAAUCUGAAAUUCAUGUGUUUCUUACGAUCUGAACUGUAUUUUCCAACUUAAAUUAAAAAUGCAAGAUAGAUUCAGCAAGGUCCAUAUUUUUCUAACGACUUCACUUUAUAUUAUUUUGCUGAGUUGCAUAAAGAAGCAAGGAAUUGUAUUUGUAUUAAAAGCUUCAGAAAGCUGUUGAGUUUAUCACAUUUGUACAUGAUUGCAGGUUAGUCUAUGCCCAUUUACAGAAAAGGUGGGCACUAUUUUAAAGUGAUCUUUAAUAUGUUUUUAUAUAAACAAAUUUGAAAUACAGUUUACUUUGGUCGUUUUUACAUAUCAUGUCCCGUAAAUCUUGUAUUUGUGUCUCAUAAGUGUAACCCUGGACCAUGACUUAAUGUUAUCUUUGCUUUGUCUUUUGGGUGGCCUAACCUACAUUAACACGAAGGCUGAACAUUUUAAAACUUGUUUUUCCAAAAAUCAUAAUAACGAUUACUUUAUUAAUAAAUAAAUAAAGUCCUGUAUUUGAACA